GAAAUCUCUGCAGGCUGCUCCGCUUCCUGGUUAGCUGGCCUGCUGCACAGGGGCAGCGCCUGCCGCUGGGGAUGCAGGUGAGGCUCCGGCCGGCAGCCAAGGAAAAGCCUUUCGGAGCCUGAGGAAAAACCUGUUUCUCCUGCGCCUGCCGGAGGAUGAUGGCGUACCGAGACCUGGUGAGAAGCUGGCACGAAGGCGUGCUGGCGGCCGAUAAUAAAGAUUGGGACGCGGCCUUGAAAGCCUUCUCCGGUAUUGAGGACCCUCCUUCUAGGAUUUAUUUCAACAUAGGCUGCGUGCACCUUAUAACAGGGGACUUGGAGCAGGCUCUGCAGGCAUUCGAUCAAACAGUUACCAAGGACAACUCUCUAGCUGUUGGCUUCUUUCAGAGAGGGUUUGUCCGACUGCAGUUAGAAAUGUACGAAGAAGCUCUCUGUGACUAUCGGAUGGCCUUCACUCAUCUAAGAAACAAUCCGUUCAUCGAUUACAAGCAGUUGGGGCUGAGACACAUACUCAAUGCAUGGGAGGUUCUGUACAGCACUGCAGCAGCGCAGUGCCGGCUGAGGCAGUGGCAGGAAGCUAGAGUUACCUUAGAAAAGGCUGUUGUGUGGAGACCUGAAGGAAGAACAGCAAUCCUGGACCUGGCCCUUGAGCAGGUGCAGGAGCACCUGUUUUUAGAGGCGAUGCAGGUUCCCCUUGGGGAAUUUUUCAGACCACGAAAGAAGGAAGUUGAAGAGCUGGAUUCAAAAGAUUUCCUGGGUAAACCCAAGGUGAUCUCCUCCAUCAUUCCCAAUGAUGAAUACAUUGGCUUCGAGCCUCUUAGGCCUCAGAAACAGGGCUUUUAUGAACCCAGUGCUGAUGCUCUGCGAGACCAUGAAUCAGGCUACUAUCGAGUUUUAUCCCAUUACUACCCUGAGGACUCAGAAAAGUUGGCAGUGAAAGCCAACAGUUUGGUCUUUGUGCUGACUAGAGGAGCAGAUGGCUGGGCUACAGCUAUACAUGAUGGACAGAAGCUGCAUAUACCAACUUCUCUCUUGGAGCCUGCUCCUGCCUCAAAGAUGGAUAAAUGGAAGAUCAGCAAUGGGAUUCCCCUCCCUCCUGCCAAGGUGCCUCCUAGCCGACUCCAUGUGAAACAAAAGCCAGAAUCUCCUGAAGGAGAAAAUGCCUCUGCAAAUGAUGAUGGUUCCCAAAUGGACUUUAAGAUCCCACUGGCACAAAAAGAAGCUUUAUCCGGCACAGACAGACCCGUUGUACUGAGAGUUCACUGUGACUGUACCAUAGCAGUGAGAGCAGGUGAAGUGCCAUCUCUGCCAGACCUGCGGGCUAUGCUGAGGGAGAAGUUCAGCCAGCAAGCAGAGCAAGGGAAGUUGAGUUACAGGCAUUCGGACAGCAAAGAACUGGUUGCAGUUUUGGGAGAGGAAGACCUGGGGAAGAUGUGGCAACAGUUGGCAGACAGCAGACUGACACUCUGGUGCGAGGGCUCAGAUUCCCACUCCGGCAGACCGGUCCUCUACAGGAUGCUGGCUCAGCAUGGUUACCUUGCUCAGGGGCCAGGGGACCUGGAGUUCAGCAAAGGAGACAUACUGGACAUUCUUUCUGAAGUGAACGAGGACUGGCUUGAAGGACACUGCAAUGGCAAGACUGGCAUCUUCCCCAAAUGCUUUGCAACUCAGUCUGGUUGUGGUGCUACGUUUUUAUAGGCAACAGGGACCUGUUCUUGCCAGACUACACAAAGAGCCCACUGCCACCAGUCCUGCCUCCCAUGGAUCAGAGACACUAGUGCCAGCUCAUUCUGGCCACAGCCAGCCCAGCAAGGUGCUCUAACAAAGCUGGCAGCACUGAACAGGAGAUGACCCGCAGCUAUGGAUCCCAUAGGGUCAAUUCCAGCAGUCUGGCAACAUUUUCUACCGGCUGUUCCAAAACUUCACAUUUUUGCCUCUGUUCUCACAGUGCCAAAGAUAUGUUUGUAUGGGGCAGGGAGAAGAGUGAAGGAUUUUGUAUUUGGCUACAGGAAAUUCCCAUGCAGCAAUCAGAGGAGCCCACCUUCAGGAGCUCAGACUAAUGGGUGGGAAGAGGUUCCUCUAAAUGGAGGAGGUUACCACUUCUUCCUCUGCUGCUCAAGUUCAGGCUGGGGAGGCUGAGCAUCGGUCUGAUGAGGCUCAGCACAGCCAUCUGUGAGCAGGAGGCAGACCCAGUUCCCUGUGCCAUAUAUUCUUAUUUGCACUGGAGAGCAAGCUGCUGCUCUCUUUUGAAAGCCUUCUGUAACCAGUUUGUAGUGGAGUAUAUGGGGUGACAUCAGAGGUUAGGCCCACCAGGUAUCAUCUCCAUGUAUCAUCACAGCAAAUACCCUGUGGAUCUGCAAGAGGGCAAAGGGCACUUGGCACUUCUGUGCCCGGAGGCCCUUGGUUCUUUUUUGAAGUCCUUGAAAGUCCUAUCCGGAUUUUACUGCCCCAUCUUGUGUGAGCAGCAGUCUUGCAGCAUCCAGAAGAGGAAGCUGUGGAAACAGCCCUGCUCCCUGUGAGCUCUGGCUCUGGGCUCUGGCAGAGGCAGUCUCUUGGAGGGGCUGGGGAGAAAUGAUUGUCUGGUUCCUCCAGCUGAGCUGUGCUGGGUUGUGCUGUUUUAAAUAAAAUACUCAAGUGCCUGGAGCUGGAACCUGCUAUGGAUUUAGUGUCUGACUAAGCUGGGCUGUUUAACCUGAAUAUAAAAUAAACCCUGGACCAGUG
Molecule: messenger RNA, 2720 nt
Organism: Struthio camelus australis
Lineage: Eukaryota; Metazoa; Chordata; Aves; Struthioniformes; Struthionidae
Gene: NOXA1
Product: NADPH oxidase activator 1
Biological process (GO): superoxide anion generation
Molecular function (GO): superoxide-generating NADPH oxidase activator activity; protein binding
Source: RefSeq, a predicted model, not a curated record